This is a messenger RNA of Homarus americanus (American lobster), 2234 nucleotides long. RefSeq names its product mitochondrial folate transporter/carrier-like. The transcript has 8 exons. The record is from RefSeq and is a predicted model, not a curated record. Gene Ontology annotation, biological process: folate import into mitochondrion; nucleotide transport. Gene Ontology annotation, cellular component: mitochondrion. NCBI's taxonomy places the organism in Eukaryota, Metazoa, Arthropoda, Malacostraca, Decapoda, Nephropidae. Bases 226 to 1203 code for a protein of 325 amino acids. Gene Ontology annotation, molecular function: folic acid transmembrane transporter activity; FAD transmembrane transporter activity.
AUUGCGUCACUAAGCAGCCUGGAGGACGAGUAGGGCGACGCAGCUCCUCAGUCACCCAGCUGUUGCCUGUGGUAGAGGUUGUACUGUGACCUCUCCCUUCCGUCCAAGUGAUAUCUCCCAUGUGCUGAUCCAAAAAACCAUGAGAAGCUUUGAAGACAGGACAAAGAUUAAUUCUAUUAGAUAGCCGAGACUUAUAAAAUAGAACGAUAACCCCAAAAAGAAACAAUGAGUCGUAACAAGAGUGCGAGGAACCCAUUGGCUGGGGUGAGGUAUGAGCAUCUCGUGGCUGGGGUGUCUGGUGGUGUGGCCUCUACCCUCAUCCUUCAUCCCCUCGACCUCCUCAAGAUCAGAUUUGCCGUGAGCGAUGGUACGGCGUCAGCCAAGCCUCACUACACGGGUUUGACGCAGGCAAUGAGUGAGAUCUUCCGGCAUGAGGGCAUAAAAGGACUCUACCGCGGCGUCACUCCUAACGUGUGGGGCGCCGGGUCUGCCUGGGGUCUCUACUUCCUAUUCUACAACACAAUAAAAUCCUGGUUUCAAAGUGGGAACAGCAAAGUUCACAUUGGUCCAGGACUACACAUGGUGGCAGCAGCCGAGGCGGGCGUCCUCACCCUCGUCAUGACCAAUCCUAUAUGGGUGGUUAAAACCAGGUUGUGUCUUCAGUAUACAGAUGGGCCAACGGCGGGGAAGAUGAUGCAAGAGUCACACAGAUAUAAUGGGAUGGUUGAUGCUUUUGUCAAGACUUACAAAUAUGAAGGCGUCAGAGGUCUCUACAAGGGUUUUGUUCCUGGCAUGUUUGGUGUGUCUCAUGGUGCACUCCAAUUUAUGGCCUACGAGGAAAUGAAGGCGCAGUAUAACAAGUAUCGCAAUCUGCCCAUUGACGCCAAAUUGACCACUGCAGAAUAUCUCACCUUUGCAUCACUCUCCAAACUAUUUGCAGCUGUCACAACUUAUCCCUAUCAAGUACUACGGGCACGCAUGCAAGACCAGCAUGCCCACUAUGACAACUUGCGACACUGUGUUCGUGAGACGUGGAGACAACAUGGACUCCUGGGUUACUAUAAAGGACUGUUCCCAAACCUCCUUAGAGUUGUCCCUGCGACGGCCCUCACCUUUGUUGUGUAUGAGAAAUCAUCACAUUUCCUGCUCAAUUUACGGAAACCGGAGGAACCUAGUCAAGAGGAGACCAAGUCCACUUCAUGAUCUAUGUUAGUAACUGAACAGCAACGGUGGCUUGUUAUCAUGUAAGAUGUCAAGUUUACCAAAGGGAGCAACCAAGUUUUAAAAGGUUAUUACACAAGCCUCAGUAUAGUAUAUGAUAUAUAAUUUUUUGUUGUGAAGUUAACCAGAUAGGGGCCAGUCUCCAAGUUGUUGUAACUAUGUCAGUAAUAAAAAUCAAUAUUAUUAUGCAUGUCUGUCAACAAUAGCAGCUAUAAAUGGUUGAGAAGACAAGCAGGAGGUUGUCAGGAGGAACUUGAGUACUUCCAUAAAGGUUGUGAUGGUGAGGUCUGGUUACUACUGAUGCUUUGUGCUGCAGAAAGGUGGAUAUUUAUUUAGAAAAAUCGUCAUAUAAGUUACAAUUGAAUCACCAUGAACAUAGACCAUGCAGGUAUACAACCAUCACACCUAGGCAGUGCAUGGUUUUAUUUACUCACGAUAAUUAGGGUCUGUCUUGAGAACAACACAAGUAUUGAGACAAAGUGUCACUCACCAAAGUCCUCAUAGACAGCACUCUAUUUAUUAGCAUUAUGUUGUCUCUGGGGAAGGCCUAGUGCUCCAUGCCUCAUUAUUGUGGGCACAUACUGUACACUCAUCCAUAUAUAAUGAAUUACUGUAAAAGAUUUAGUAGUUAAGUCAUGAGGUAUAAUGAUGGGUUGGUAAUAUUAUAUGGCUUAUUCAGGUCACAGAUCAUUAUGUCUGAUGGUUGACCAAAAUAAGUGUGUAUCAAAAUUUCAUGUGAGGUCAGACGUCAUUGUGUCACAGCCCUACAUGUACUCUAUAGUAAUGAGAGGAUUUGGUUAAUCUGAAUUUAAAUGUGUUGACUUGUUAAACGAGUUGAUGCAGUAUAUGGAGUUUGUCAACCCAUAAUCAAUGGCUAAGGAUUCCCCAUUCUCUCCCCAAUAUGCUCAAAAAUGAAACGCAAGAAACAUGAAGUUUCCUCUGUCCCUAAAGCGAACUUCCAUCAAUGAUAGCCAAUGUUUAAGGGUUCAGCAUUAAUACAAUAAAACUGAUUG